Molecule: messenger RNA, 5571 nt
Organism: Amborella trichopoda
Lineage: Eukaryota; Viridiplantae; Streptophyta; Magnoliopsida; Amborellales; Amborellaceae
Gene: DUO3
Product: Homeodomain-like superfamily protein
Biological process (GO): regulation of DNA-templated transcription
Cellular component (GO): nucleus
Molecular function (GO): transcription coregulator activity
Source: RefSeq, a predicted model, not a curated record
AUCUCAAAAAAGAAAAAGAAAAAGAAAGAAGGAAAACUGAUUCUAUAAUUUGGAGCUUCGCUUUGGCGCUAAAGAGAACGGCUUUAUUCUUCUCUUUUAAUUGCGAAACAGUAAAAACCCUAAUUAUCAUAGUCUAAUUAUUCGAGAGGGAUUCAAAUCACGCACGAUCAUCCAUAUAAGUUAUUUUUUAGGUAGUUAAUUUUCCGAGGAGGGAAAGUUUCUGGUGUUGUGAUGAUGAAGAGUUAAAUACAGAAGAGGAUUCGAUCUGCUAAAGCAUUUUGAACCAGCUAGGGUUACACAGAUGGCUCUGGUGGAUUACAUCACUGUAACAAAAUAAUGUUUUAGAAAUGAUCCAUCUGUCAACUGUCUUGUUUUUGUUGUUGCAUUGAUUUGCUAUGUUAACGUUGUCCCACACUGGAACAGCAGCAUGCACAAUUAUGCAAACCUAUAGCAAAGAAGUUGCAGAUUGUGAUACUCAUAAUGAUAGCAAUGGGGACUUAGAAUUGGAGGAAGAGGAUGAAGAUGAGGAUAUAGACUUCGACCCUUUUGUGCAAGAUACUCCAUCUCCCGAAGCCUCUUCAAGCUUGAGUUCUGAGAAUGGAGGAUUUGACGAUGAGGCUCUGUAUGAAUUUGGAAGCUCUUCUCAUCAUAAGGACUCUGAUGCAUUGUUGGAACCGGUUAUUGGAGGCUCCAAGGAUGCAGAUGCUGGACAGGAAAUUGUUGACAAUGUGGAAGACAUUGCAACCCCUGAGAAAGGUGUCAGUGGGAAAGAUGGCGCAAUGGGGAAAUCGAAGAAGAGGAAGUCACCUUUGAUUGAUGAGCAGGAAACACAAAGUUUAGGUAAUGCUACCUCAUCAGUUGGUCAUCUUGAAAAGAGUCAGGUUUGUACGGAGGGUGCCCUUGAGAAGGGAAAGCAAGAUGGAGAUUGCAAUAGAACAGAGGAUGAAUUGUUGGGCCAAACCAUGGAUUCCCUGCCUGAUUUGAGAAUUUCAAGAAAAACCAUUAUUGAAACACAAAGGGGCCAAGACAAUGAUGUGGAUAUUGAGGAUGCUAUAUGUAGGCGAACUCGUGCACGCUACUCACUUGCUGGCUUGACACUUGAUGAGCUGGAGGCAUUUCUCCAGGAAUCAGAUGAAGAUGACUAUUUUCAAAAUGUUGAUGAUGAAGAGGAAUAUCGUAAAUUCCUGGCUGCUGUUAUUUGCAAGGUAGAUGGAGAUGAUAAAGAUGAUCAGGUGAUGCAGGAUAAGGAUGAAAAUGAGGAUGAUGACGAAGACAAUGAUGCUGACUUCGAGCUUGAAAUUGAAGAGGCCCUAGAAAGUGACAAUGAUGAAAAUUCUAGUGAAAAGGUUGAGAAGAAAAACUUACGAGGGGCUUCUCAUAAGCAUGAGACCAGGCAGAAUAGGCGUCAAAAGGUGCCUACCCAAGACAAAGGGAGGCUUCUAGGUUUGGCAAAGACCCCACUGCGUCCCAUAUUGCCAUUAACAACAAAUGCACAGGCCACACACUCUUCGCCAACAGAAAUGCAAAAUGCAAAUCAUGGUCUUCAUGGUAAGUCUUCAUUGCCUAUGAUUGAUACGGCAGACGGGUUUACUCCUCAUCAGAUAGGCCAAUUGCACUGCUUAAUAUAUGAGCAUGUCCAACUUCUUAUUCAAGUGUUCUCCUUGUGUGUUAUGGAUCCUUCUCGUCAGCACAUUGCAAGUGACAUUCAAAGAAUGAUUAUGGAUCUGGCUGAUAAGCGUGAAGAAGUUUUAAGUUGGAGAAAAACCCCAUAUCCUGAGUGUUGUUUUCAGCCCCCAUUGGUUCAGCCAUCCGCUUCUUUGUUAAAGGAUCCCUAUUUUUUAUCUCUAGUUACUUCCAAAUCGUCAGAGUUACGGAGGCCUUUUUGCAGCAGUGUUGGGUCUGCUUCUUGUCAACCAUCUUCAGGGUCCCCGAAUGUUCAUUGUGUGUCAGGGGAUACCAUUCAAAAUAAUGGGGAUCCUGGUUGGGUACCUACAGUAUUGGGAAGUGUGGUAUCAGUCCUUGACGUUGCUCCACUUGGUAUGGCUCGAGGAUUUCUCGCGGAUGUUUCUAAUGCCGUGGAAGCGCAUAAGAAUCGUCGGGUGGAAACUGCAGAUUAUAAUACUUGUUUUGAAAAAGAACCUCUUUUCCCUUUUCCUGCAUUUGCCAAUAGUGUUGAAACUAAUUCAACAAUUACUAGAGGAGGAGUUUCCACAUGUCCAAACUCAGAUUCAUCUUCUAGGCCUGUACCUUCCCAGCCAAAGAAGACCAUGGCUGCUGCUCUUGUAGAGAGCACGAUGAAGAAGUCAGUUGCUCUUGUCCCCAAGAACAUUGUCAAGUUAGUCCAGAGAUUUUUUCUAAUGUUCAAUCCAGCCUUAUUUCCUCACAAGCCUCCUCCAGUUGGUAAUGCAAACCGGGUGCUGUUCACUGAUUCUGAGGAUGAGUUAUUAGCCAUGGGGUUGAUGGUGUAUAACAGUGACUGGAAGGCAAUCCAAGAACGCUUUCUUCCAUGUAAAUCAACACAUCAGAUAUUUGUCAGACAGAAGAAUCGUAGCUCAGCCAAAGCACCUGAAAAUCCGAUAAAAGCAGUUCGUAGAAUGAAGUCUUCUCCUUUGACUGCAGAAGAGAAAGCACUAAUUCAUGAGGGACUUAGAGUCUUAAGGCUCGAUUGGCUAUCAGUGUGGAGAUUCUGUGUUCCUCAUAGAGAUCCUGCCUUACUACCUCGUCAAUGGCGAAUAGCACUUGGGACUCAGAAGUCUUACAAAAUGAGUGAAGCUGAAAAGCAAAAGCGCCGGCUUUAUGAAGCAAAAAGAAGAAAAUCCAAAGCGGCAAAAACUGAUGAGGAUCAUGGUCGUCAGACUGAUAAUGUUGGUGAUGAAGAUAACAGUGGAGAUGACAAUACAGAAGUUGAAGAAGAAGAAGAGGAAGAAGAAGAAGAAGAAGAAGAAGCUUAUGUGCAUGAAGCUUUUCUUGCUGAUUGGAAACCUAAGGACUCCAUUCUUGUGACCUCUGAAACUGCCUUAUCAGCUACAUUGGACAAUAGCAGUAGGGGUCUUGGAGUGGAUGGUUCAUCCCCACAAAAGGAAGCCCAAGUCAGUGAAAAAGGUUCUAUUGCCCUGAUCGACGGAUUCAGAAAAGCUUUGCCAGAUAACAGUUCCUCACAUCAACUUAUUGCCUCAUCAAAGCCUUCUGGAAGGCAACCUAUCCCUCUUCUCACUCAUGUUACUUGCAAGGAAUCUCACACUGAUUCUUCCACCAAACUGGCUAUGGAUAGUGGCAAAAGGCCCUUACGAAGCCAAGUGACAUUUCGACCAUAUCGCAUGCGUAAAGGGAAUACCCAUUUAGUCAAGUUGGCACCUGACUUGCCUCCUGUCAACCUUCCCCCAUCUGUGCGGGUCAUCCCUCAAUCUACUCUUAAGACUUCACUUUGUGGGGCAUCUAACAAACUAAUUGCUAAAGAGAAGAGAAAUUCAACUGCACAGUUGAAUAUAUCAACCAUAACUAGUUUACCAUCUUCUUCAAAGAGUAACAGUAAGGGACCAGAAGGUUUGAAUAACUCAACUGAACAGUUGAAUAAGUCAGUGAUAACUGACUUGCCAUUUUCUACGAAGAGUAGCAGUCAGGGAACAAAAGGCUCAAAUAAAUCAACUGAACAGUUGAAUAAAUUGGCCACAACUGAGUCACAAUUUUCUUCAAAGCAAAGCAGCAAGGAAAACGAAGGUUUGAACAAAUCAACUGUACUGUUGAAUAAAUUGGCUAUAAGUGACUCACCUUCUUUGAUGAGUAGCAGUAAGGAACCAGAAGGUUUGGAUAAAUCAACUGAACUGUUGAGGAAAUCGGCCAUGAUUAACUUCCCAUCUUCUAUGAGGAGUAGCAGUAAGGAAACAGAAGGUUUGAUGUCCAAAUCAUCUCGAAAGACUCCACCUGUGGAAAAGAAAUCUUUGUGUUUCAGUUCUAGUGAUAAGAAUGUUGAUUUACAAGAUCAAAGAUAUUACCCAAAUCAAAGCACAUCUGUGGAUGUCUCCAAUGAAGUUGAUUUUCAGAUGCAUCCUUUACUCUUCCAGACUCCUGAAGGGGGUUACCAGCUGUAUCAUCAGAACUAUAAUGCUACCACUUCAAGUACAUCUCACUUUUUUUCUGGAAAUUCGCUUCAUGCAAAUUUCAGUUCGUUCUUUAAGCCCCAACAAGUGAUUAGUUCAAUUGUUGACCAGUCUCCUACUAUGGGGUCAAUAGAGGCACCCUCAAGCUUGCGUACCAUACACUUUCACCCUCUGUUUCAGAGGACUGAUGUCAUAGAUAAGGACUCCAGGGCUCUGGCUGCUUCACUUCGUUCCUCUGUUGCUUGUGCAACUGAGCCUCAAGGAAAUGAUAAAUCUUACCCCUUCAGUUCUUCGAAUCCCAUUGAAGGAAAUUCAGAUGAGCUGGACUUGGGUAUUUAUUUGAGCACUGGGAAUGGAAGGAGAAAAAUAAUAGAAAGAGUAAAUACUAAUAAUGAUAAUACAGAUUCAGGUUUAAGGUCUAGGCAAACUCAUAUGUUUGAGGAAAGCCAGCUGGUUAAUGGAUACCAGACUGGAGUAGAAUGCCUUACACCUUCAACUACAACUAAUUUAUGCAUGCAUGCAAUACAGAGCUCUGAUGAAUUUGAUUUAUGGUCAAGAAGUAGGAAUAGAGCACAGGGCCUAUUUGCUUUGGAACAACCAGAUGGAUCAAAUGGUGUUAUGCAGAGAUCCACUGAGGAAGUAGUGAUGGAACAUGAAGAAUUAAGUGAUUCUGAAGAAGAAAUUGAGAAACAUGUGGAGUUUGAAUGUGAAGAGAUGAUUGAUUCUGAAGGAGAUGAAUCAGAUUGCGACCAGGAAGUACAAAGUAUCGAGUUUGAGGAAGAAGAGAUUAUUUCCGAUGAUGACAAUGCUGAACAAUGUAGCCUGAGGGGUGAUACACCCCACACUAAUGCUUGUGCUAGCAAUGGCCUGGUGACCUCCUGUGACUCAACAGCAAUUGACAAACAACCAAAAAGAAGAAAAAGAUCAACACAGCUAUCCUCUCAUCUAUCCAUUCCUGAUCCUUCCCGUUCAAAAUCCAAGACUGAAAGUGAGAAAAAGAAACGAGUUAGAAAGAGUGCAAGUAAAGCAGCUGAUUCCGACCAGAACAAAUCAAACAAUAGGCGACCUAAGAGAAAAGAAAGCAAAGCUUCCUCAGUAUCUUUUGAUCCAUUGCAGCCCCUUACCUGCACCUCUAAGAGGAAACCUAGAAAGUGUGUCCAAAAAAGUAUAGGUUUUGUGAAUUUUGUGGAGAAGUUACAUCCUUCUAAUUCAGAUAACUGUUCUGAUAAUUGUACCAGUAAUGAUUUACAGACAUGUAGUCUUUCAUUGAUGCCUUGUCCCUCAAAAAUAGGUGAUCAUGCUCCAAAUGUUAACCCCCCUGUGAUAGAAUUCCUUCCUCAGCAUGAUGGGGAAAGGUGAUACAAUUCCCUAUCAACAGAGGGUAAUUGCCCAUCAAUGAAAUGGCUUCUUAAUGUUCUUUCACUUUGUGUCAUUGGUCAUCAGUGUUAGUAUUUGAAUAGAGGAUAGUUUGCUU